GACCCAAACCCGCAGCUCCACAACCACACUCACCACCACGAGCAUCUCGACAUCCUCAACAUCAAGGACGACCACAAGCUUCUCGAUUUCCUCGACAUCAAGCUCGAGCAUCACCAGAUCCUCCACGAGCUCAAACUCUGCGACGUCGACUUCCGUCACCGGAAGCUCCACGACGAGCGUUUCGAGCAGCAGCACCGUGUCUGCCAGCAGCACCACCUCCAGUUCAGCGACGGCCAGCAGCACGACGACUGCAAGCGGAACGGCGACAUCCACGUCCUCCACCUCGAGUACCACCAUAUCGGUGACA
Molecule: messenger RNA, 307 nt
Organism: Symbiodinium sp. CCMP2456
Lineage: Eukaryota; Dinophyceae; Suessiales; Symbiodiniaceae
Source: the annotation of a GenBank genome assembly